Messenger RNA from Oldenlandia corymbosa var. corymbosa, 2298 nucleotides. NCBI's taxonomy places the organism in Eukaryota, Viridiplantae, Streptophyta, Magnoliopsida, Gentianales, Rubiaceae. The record is from the annotation of a GenBank genome assembly.
GUCGUCGUAUGUAAUGCACUGAGGUUUUAACCUAAAACCCCUUCCCUCAAAAUCCUUCGGCGGCGGCGUUGGUCUGUUGGCGCUAAAGAAACUUCCAGAAGGCAGAAAACACCUCCUCUCACCGCAGUCUUGCCGUCUCCGGCAGCUGAAAACAAUUACCACAACAACGGGCGAGCAUAGUCAAUUAACCAUGGAUGAGGAGAUUAAGAGGAAGAAGAGGUUGAGGAAGAAGAAGUUGAAGAGAAAGAGAGAAGAAAACGAGGUUCAAACUGAGGAGGAGAAAGAAAAUGAACAAAAAUCUGAGGAAGACGAAGAGACCAAUGAAGCGGAGGAAGAAGAGGAGAAACAAGUAGAGGAAGUAAAGAAAGUGGUGAAAAAGGGGUCAGGGAUUUUGAGUACUGAGUUGUUUGCAAACUUGCCUUUAUCUGAGGAAACUAUGAAAGCUAUCAAUGAAAUGAAAUUUGAAUACAUGACUCAGAUCCAAGCAAGAGCAAUUCCACCAUUUCUCGAGGGCGAAGAUGUACUUGGAGCUGCAAGGACAGGCUCUGGUAAAACCCUUGCCUUUUUGAUUCCCGCUGUGGAGUUGUUACAUCAUAUUCAGUUUACCCAUCGCAAUGGAACUGGCGUUGUUGUCAUCUGUCCAACGAGGGAGCUGGCUAUACAGACACAUGCUGUCGCAAAAGACCUCCUGAAGUAUCACUCACAGACUCUUGGGCUGGUUAUUGGUGGUGCGGCUCGGCGAGGAGAGGCAGAGCGGUUAGCGAAAGGAGUCAAUCUAUUGGUAGCUACACCUGGCCGUCUUCUUGACCAUCUUCAAAACACUAAGGGGUUCAUAUAUAAAAAUUUAAAGUGCCUCAUAAUUGAUGAAGCGGAUAGGAUACUUGAAGCCAACUUUGAGGAAGAAAUGAAGCAAAUCAUUAAGAUUUUGCCUAAGACAAGACAAACAGCUCUUUUUUCUGCCACCCAGACUAAGAAGGUCGAAGAUCUUGCUCGCUUGUCAUUUCAGAAAACUCCAGUAUAUAUUGAUGUUGAUGAUGGAAGAAAAAGGGUCACUAACGAAGGGCUUCAGCAAGGCUACUGUGUUGUUGAUAGUGCUAAAAGAUUUAUUCUUCUGUAUUCCUUCUUGAAGAAGAAUAUGACGAAGAAAGUGAUGGUUUUCUUCUCCUCAUGUAAUUCUGUUAAAUUCCACUCGGAGCUUCUUAGAUACAUUCAAGUAGACUGUAUGGAUAUACAUGGAAAGCAAAAGCAAAUGAAACGGACCUCUACCUUUUUUGAGUUUUGCAAGGCUGAAAAAGGCAUCUUGUUAUGUACAGAUGUUGCUGCGCGUGGUCUUGAUAUUCCUGAUGUGGAUUGGAUUGUGCAGUAUGAUCCUCCGGAUGAUCCUAAGGAAUAUAUACACAGAGUUGGGCGAACAGCACGUGGGGAAGGUGCAAAAGGAAAUGCCCUUCUUUUCCUAAUUCCAGAAGAGCUACAGUUCAUUCGCUAUCUCAAGGAUGCAAAGGUUCCGGUGAAAGAGUAUGAAUUUGAUAAUAAGAGUUUGAAAAAUGUGCAAUCUCAUCUGGAAAAGCUGAUAGAGAAUAACUAUUAUCUGAACAAAUCUGCUAAAGAUGCAUAUAGAUCUUAUUUGCUUGCAUACAACUCGCAUUCUAUGAAAGACAUCUUCAAUGUGCACCGACUUGAUCUCCAGGGUGUGGCUGCUUCCUUUUGUUUCUCUUCUCCUCCAAGAGUAAAUAUAAACAUAGACAGCAAUGUUUCCAAGUUCAGGAAUAAAAAGCGAAAAGUUGAUGGAUCUCGAAAUGGAUUCAGUCAGAGCAACCCCUAUGGGAAGAAAGGUGAAGGCGACUCACGCCAAUUUGUGAGAUAUUAGCUUUACUACCGUGUCAAGGGCAGGUCAAAUAGUUAUCGCUGCGGCACAUAGCACCAAUUUUGAUAUAGGCUAGCUCUGUAUUCCGGAGUGAUGUUUAGCUUCAGUACAAGCAGGCUUAGGCUUAUCACUCGGGUAAGAAAAGAUUUUUAUAGAGAAGAAUUCCAACAUUGUUGUUAGCUGUUGUUUACGACAUCUUUUUGAUUUUGACUUCUAUAAGCUGAGAUUAUGAAUGUUGUAUUGCCGACUACUUAGAUGUAUAACUCUGCUUGUUACUUUAGGAGAAUUGUGAUUUCCCAAGGUCUUUCGGUUUUUCUUGCCAAUUCAUGGUGGACUACUAAACUUGAAUGGAGAGAGUAAUUGGUCGACAUAAUGUCUGACAUCUCAAUUGACCAAAAAGUCCAACUGUCAUCUCAAUUGACCAAAAAGAAAAC